GAGCCGGAGCCGACGCUCUUCGUAGCUGCAGCCAUGUCCUUCAAGAACGUCCUGUUGACUGGCUGCUCCUCCGGCAUCGGCCUGGCCUUGGCCGUCCGCCUGGCUAAAGAUGAGCUGAAGCGAUUCCGAGUGUUUGCCACCAUGAGGAACCUGGAGAAGCGGAAGACACUGGAGGAGCAGGUGGGAGAGAGCCUGGAGCAGACCCUGGAGAUCCGGGCUCUCGACGUGACCAGUGAAGACUCCAUCCGCCAGUGUGUGGCCAGUAUUCCCGACCGGCGGGUGGAUGUGCUGGUGAACAACGCCGGUAUCGGGCUGAUUGGGCCAAUGGAGAGCCAGAGCAUAGGCACCAUGCAGCGGGUCUUCGACACCAAUUUCUUCGGCCUGGCGCGGCUGGUGCGCGAGGUCUUCCCCGAUAUGAAACGACGACGCCAGGGCCAUAUCGUGGCCAUGAGCAGCAUCCUGGGCCUGCAAGGUCUCCUCUUCAAUGACGUCUACUGUGCUUCCAAGUUUGCAGUGGAGGGGUUCUGUGAGAGCCUGGCCCUACAAGCCCUUAAGUUUGGGGUGAACAUCAGCCUCAUUGAACCAGGCCCAGUGGUUACGGAGUUCGAGCGGAAGCUGUAUGCAGAAGCUGCUAACAUGGACCUGUCGGGCGUGGACCCGGAAACCCUUCAAAUCUUCCAGGGUUUCUACAUGACCUACUCCAAGGAGAUUUUUUCAGUGCUGGGCCAGACCCCGGAGGAGGUGGCUGAGCAUGUGCUGAAGGUGAUCGUGGCACCCAGCCCACCCUUCCGCUACCAGACCAACAGCGUCUACACCCCCCUGACCACGCUCAAACAUGCCGACCCAACGGGCAACCUGCCCAUCAGUGCCUUUCACCAGCUCAUCUUCCAGCACGAUCGCCUCUUCAAGGCCAGCCUGAGCCUGCUUAAGAUGCUGCAGUGGCGCAAGCGGCGGGAUCUGGACUACCGACGGCCCCAGGCCUGACAACCUCCCCACCCUCAGUACCCCUCAGCCCCCUGUAGCUUCAGUGUUCUCAUUGCCUCUGUGUGACUAGCUGGGGUUGGGGGGUGGGGGGCCUUAUUUAUAAGGGGCAUUCCCUCUCCCUCCACCUCUUGGUUAGGAGCUGCUCCCCUCAGUGCAGGGGAUAGGGGCAGUCAAGGUAACUCCUAGGGAAGACGACCAGGCUGGCCCUGCCCUCCCUGGGACCUAGCUUUCCUGAACGUCACCUUCCCGAGCUUCCUUUAUUCUGCAGGCCCAGGCCCCAGCUGAACCUGCUCCAAACAGCUCUGGGCCCUGGGGGUGGAUGGGGGCGGUGGGGAGGCGGGGGAAAUAGCUGGGAAGGGAGAGGGAAGCCAGAGGAAGGAUCUGGACCAUCCCAGGUGCUGCUGUGGUUUCAGCUAUGAGUAGGUGGAGCUGCUGCCUGAUGGAGUCAGGCACCCUGAGGCCCCUCCUAGAAAUGGAGGGGCUGCAGCCACCAAAUUUAUGUGAGGUGGAGCUCUGGCAGGGCUGAUGGUAAAGGGACCAUGGUUCGUUCACAAUAAACGUCAGUGUGUGAAAUGAA
Messenger RNA from Tachyglossus aculeatus (Australian echidna), 1561 nucleotides. RefSeq names its product retinol dehydrogenase 8-like. Gene Ontology annotation, molecular function: estradiol 17-beta-dehydrogenase [NAD(P)+] activity. Gene Ontology annotation, cellular component: cytoplasm. Bases 34 to 984 code for a protein of 316 amino acids. Gene Ontology annotation, biological process: estrogen biosynthetic process. The record is from RefSeq and is a predicted model, not a curated record. Lineage: Eukaryota; Metazoa; Chordata; Mammalia; Monotremata; Tachyglossidae. The transcript has 7 exons.